This is a messenger RNA of Erigeron canadensis, 1076 nucleotides long. Its product is annotated as putative B3 domain-containing protein At2g27410. The transcript is spliced from 2 exons. Gene Ontology annotation, molecular function: DNA binding. The coding region runs from base 88 to 891 and encodes 267 amino acids. The record is from RefSeq and is a predicted model, not a curated record. NCBI's taxonomy places the organism in Eukaryota, Viridiplantae, Streptophyta, Magnoliopsida, Asterales, Asteraceae.
CCUUUACAUAUCAAUAUUUCUUUUUCCCGGAAAAUUUCUUUGAAGUUUAAUUCUGCAUAAAAACAACAGCAACUAACGCCAACAAUAAUGGGGUUUCAAGCCAUGUCUUUUUCGACCGAUUCGCCGCUCGAAGUUCAUCGCUCUGUUGGGGUCACUACAUCUUCUUUCAACAAUUCUGCUUUUCUGUAUGAUCUUAACUUGCCCUUCAAGAAAAGAUUUAUGCCCCGACAAGAUUCUCUAAAAAGGACUAAACGAAUUCAUUCUGAUACAUUCCAAGAGGAAGAAAGUUAUUCCUGUCAAACGAUUGAAGACCUUUUUGAUGAAUUGAGAAAGAAGUUUGCUGGUGCAGAGGGGUUAGCAACAAAGAAAGCUAAAAAGAUAUGCUCACAUUCAGUUACCAAGUACUGUGCAGACAAGAAUCAGAAGAAAAACACGAAGAUACCAAAGAAAACGGAGUGUGAGACAGUGGUCGGCAAUGAGGUAAUAGAGAAGUUGAAACACUUCAUCACUGGUAAGAUGAAUGGUGUAGAUAUGCAGUUGGUGAUUCGGAAAAAGUUGUAUAAAAGUGAUCUGGAACGAGGGCUAAAUAGAUUAAGCAUGCCGGCUAAUCAAGUGGAGACUCAAGAAUUCUUGACUGAAGAUGAAAAGCGAAUUCUUGAGCAAGAAGAGGAUAUUGAGGUGCGAUUGGUGGGGCCAACGCUGAAAAUGUACAAGGAACCGUUGAAGUUGAAGAUGUGGACCAUGAAUCAGAGUUACAAUUAUGUCUUGAUCACCAAUUGGAAUCACUUUGUGGCUAAUCAUAAGGAGGUUUUAAGAGAAGGUACAAAGAUUCAAGUUUGGUCGUUUCGUAGAAAUCGGCAACUGUGCUUUGCCCUUGUAGUUGUGGGAUGAACCAGAUAAGAGUAACCAAGACUGCUUGAGGACUAACCUAGCACUCACUGAUGUAAUCCUGCAGAUUGUUAAUAGAUUAAUGGUACUCUCAUUAGAUGGAUAUUUUCAGUUGGUAUAUAUGAAUUUCAUUUCCAAACUUUGAUUCUCUUUUAUCGAGUGAAAAUUAAUUGAGUAGAAUUUGAUCA